AAGGACGUAGUUGUCCGGUGCACAUGUGUGAGAGAAAGCUACCUGUCUAAAGCGAAAGAAUGGAUCCCAAUAAACUUAAAGAUUUACUUACAAAAGGUGGUAAAAAGGGUGGCAAGUUUGGAGUUGGUUUGGCAGCAAUAGUUGGAGCUGCUAUUGGGAUACAACAGUCAUUUUAUACAGUCGAUGGAGGUCAUCGAUCAAUUGUAUUCAGUCGCAUUGGUGGGGUUCAAAAGCAAGUCUAUUCUGAAGGGCUUCAUUUCAGGGUGCCAUGGUUUCAGUAUCCCAUAAUAUAUGACAUCAGAGCAAAGCCAAGAAAGAUUACCUCACCAACUGGAAGCAAAGAUUUACAGAUGGUGAAUAUCUCUUUAAGAGUCUUGGCACGACCAGAUCAAACAUUUCUCCCUCAGAUUUACAGACAAAUUGGUACAGACUAUGAUGAGAGGGUAUUGCCUUCUAUUUGUAAUGAGGUUUUAAAGUCAGUUGUAGCUAAGUUUAAUGCAUCCCAGUUGAUUACACAACGUCAACAGGUGAGUAUGCUCAUCAGGAGGGAACUGACAGAGAGGGCCCAGGACUUCCAUCUUAUAUUGGAUGAUGUGUCAAUAACAGAACUGAGCUUUGGCAAAGAGUAUACAGCUGCAGUUGAAGCUAAACAGGUUGCCCAGCAAGAAGCACAAAGAGCCCAGUUCUAUGUGGAGAGAGCCAAACAAGAGAAACAGCAGAAAAUAGUCCAGGCUGAUGGUGAAGCUCAGGCUGCCAAACUGAUAGGAGAGGCUAUUCAACAAAACCCUGGAUUUCUAAAGCUGAGAAAAAUUCAAGCUGCCCAAAAAAUUGCCAAAACUUUGGCAUCUUCACAGAAUCGUGUGUACUUGCAAUCUGGAAGUUUAAUGCUGAACAUUGCUGAUAAAGACUUUGAUUCAAACCUUGAGAAUCUUAAGAAGCGUUGAUUGGAAUAAUUGAUAUUCUGGAAAAUAUUUUAUGUGUGUAAAUCUUGUAAAACAUACAUAUUGUGUACAAUUCUGAAUUGACCAAUUACUGAUUGUCUGGAUUUUGUACAAAAUAUGAAAAUAAGAACCAUUAA
Molecule: messenger RNA, 1078 nt
Organism: Ostrea edulis (European flat oyster)
Lineage: Eukaryota; Metazoa; Mollusca; Bivalvia; Ostreida; Ostreidae
Product: prohibitin-2-like
Exons: 8
Coding region: 60-944 (294 amino acids)
Biological process (GO): mitochondrion organization
Cellular component (GO): mitochondrion; membrane
Source: RefSeq, a predicted model, not a curated record